AUGUUGAAGACGAUGCAGAAUGCAUUGACGUGGGCCGGCAUGGCACGCGACGUCGAGAAGAACGUCCGCAGCUGCCUCAUUUGCACAAAGAACAAACAUCCUACUGUCAAGUACGGCAAGCUGCCGGAGAAGACUGUAGUGACGAGACCAUGGUUCGAAGUGGCGAUCGACUCCAUCGGACCGUACGGCAAACAAAAAUUCGGAGUUUACACAAUGGUCGACACCACCACUCGACUAGUGGAAAGGCAAGCAGUGGCCGACGCAUCCAGCGACGAGACUGCCUACCUCUUCGACCGACUUUGGUUGUGCAGAUACCCUCGCCCUGGCCGUAGCUACGGCAUCACAGCAGAAUCGACAACCACACGUAACCCGCAGGCCAGCAGCAUCAUCGAACGACUGCAUCGCCACGCUCGAAAGAUAGAACAAGUGCGAAAGAACAACCUGCGCGAGAAUGCAGGGCGACGUGCGUGGGCAUACCAGCCAGGAGAUCGUAUCCUACUGAAGCGCGACGGCAACAUCAACUCCAAGUUGACGACGUUGUACGACGGCCCGUACACUGUGCUUGCCGUUCGCGACAACGGAACGCUGGUAAUUGAUAAGGGGCGAUACACCGAGACGGUUCACAUCCCCCGUGUCGUCCCUUACAAGGACCAGCGUGGGGAAGACUGUGAGCUGCCAGAUAAGACGCAACGUGGAGACUCACGCAAGCAGACAACUGCUUGA
Molecule: messenger RNA, 723 nt
Organism: Phytophthora sojae
Lineage: Eukaryota; Oomycota; Peronosporomycetes; Peronosporales; Peronosporaceae
Exons: 3
Coding region: 1-723 (240 amino acids)
Source: RefSeq, a predicted model, not a curated record